Varroa destructor (honeybee mite) is the source of this 2172-nucleotide messenger RNA. It is a transcript of the gene Rpt1, whose product is annotated as 26S proteasome regulatory subunit Rpt1. Gene Ontology annotation, molecular function: ATP binding; ATP hydrolysis activity. Lineage: Eukaryota; Metazoa; Arthropoda; Arachnida; Mesostigmata; Varroidae. The record is from RefSeq and is a predicted model, not a curated record.
UGAGAUCAAUCCGCGCGGAAUUCGUUAAUUUUUAGCAAGGCACCGACCACCAUCGAAUGACACCAAUGGCGCCCAUCAAGAACCAUCAAGUGGUGAAUUGCGAGUUUUUAUCCGUAGGUGGCCGUCAGUGAGUAGUCACGGUGAGGCUGACUGAAAGGAUCUGCACAACUUCUGAAUUAUUUUUACUGCGGCUGUUUGGUUCAUAUACAAAAGUGAUUAACAAGGUCGCCGCAUUGUUGGAGAAAUAAACCAAUCAGUGGAGUGUAUUUUUUAUUGUGGACGUGCUAAUAUUAGAGUGUUUAAGAUGCCUGACUAUUUCGGGGACAAUAUGCGAAAACAACGAAAUUCGGGCGAUGAGAAAGAAGAAGAAAUCAAAGUACUGGAUGAAGGCGACAUUGCAUUGCUGAAGACAUACGGAGCAGGCCAGUAUUCAAAGGCAAUCAAACAAGCCGAAGAAGACAUGCAGGCGAUUUUAAAACGGGUUAAUGAAUUAACCGGUAUCAAAGAAUCUGACACAGGUUUAGCGCCCCCCGCACUCUGGGAUCUUGCGGCCGACAAACAAACGCUACAGAAUGAGCAACCACUCCAGGUGGCUCGUUGUACGAAGAUAAUUAAAGGCGCUACUGGAGAGGAUGCGAGCGGCUCCUCUGAAACAAAGUACAUGAUCAACGUGAAGCAGUUUGCCAAGUUCGUCGUCGACCUUGCCGACACCGUUGCUCCAACUGACAUUGAAGAGGGUAUGCGAGUUGGCGUUGACAGAAAUAAAUACCAGAUUCACAUCCCACUUCCGCCCAAGAUCGACCCAACCGUUACCAUGAUGCAGGUGGAAGAUAAACCGGACGUUACAUACACGGAUGUGGGAGGAUGCAAAGAGCAGAUCGAUAAACUACGCGAGGUAGUUGAAACUCCAUUGUUGCACCCUGAGCGUUUUGUGAAUCUUGGCAUUGAGCCGCCCAAAGGAGUACUUCUUUUUGGUCCACCUGGAACUGGUAAGACGCUGUGUGCCCGUGCUGUGGCCAAUCGUACUGAUGCGUGCUUCAUUCGUGUCAUUGGAUCGGAGCUGGUACAAAAGUACGUCGGUGAAGGUGCGCGUAUGGUUCGGGAGCUGUUUGAGAUGGCUCGUACGAGAAAGGCCUGCCUCAUCUUCUUCGACGAAAUCGACGCUAUUGGGGGUGCCCGAUUUGACGAUGGUGCUGGCGGUGAUAACGAAGUACAAAGAACGAUGUUGGAAUUAAUCAACCAGCUUGACGGUUUUGACCCUCGCGGAAAUAUCAAGGUUUUGAUGGCUACGAAUCGACCUGACACCUUAGAUCCAGCUCUGAUGAGGCCAGGACGUCUCGACAGAAAGGUUGAGUUUGGUCUUCCUGAUUUAGAAGGGCGAGCCCAUAUAUUCAAAAUCCACGCGCGCUCCAUGAGUGUGGAAAGGGACAUCCGAUUUGAGUUACUCGCGAGACUUUGUCCUAACUCAACUGGAGCUGAAAUUAGGUCCGUGUGUACAGAGGCCGGCAUGUUUGCGAUCCGCGCGCGUCGAAAGGUAGCGACUGAGAAGGAUUUCCUUGAGGCAAUCAAUAAGGUCAUCAAAUCCUACGCCAAAUUUUCCUCAACGCCGCGCUACAUGACUUACAACUAAAAUCUUAUAGCCAAAAAGAUUGAGAUGUAACGCGGAUUUUCUAGCAACGACACUAGAAGAGAAGUACCGAGAACCCCAUGCGAUCCUUGUAAAGCCUAUGCGAAAAACGCUUUCAAAUCGCUAAAGGUCUACAGGAUGCCGUAUCUGCGAACAAGGCUGAUCAGAGAAACAUAUUCAACUCAACAUCGUUUCUGUGAUAGGUUUCUCUGUCAACUAUACUCCAGAUUAGAUGCAUAGAACCCAGACUAGUCUAUUGACACAAUUUCUGCAAAAUCAUAUGUAUUAUUUCGGGUUACUUGUCUGGUACUUUGUGGGUAGUUGCCUCUUGACGAAUUUUUCAAAUGUUUCUUCCCAACUUCUUAAACAAAUAAAAUAACGAUUCAUUCCUGUUCCGUCUAAUGGAAUUGAUUAUAUAUCAUUUGUCUUUAAAGUCAAAAGUCAAUAUUCUUGUUCAUUAUUUGCAUGAUGCGUUUGUUCAGAUUAUGGUAAUUAGCAAAUGUUGAGAGCAGAAUACAGCGGACGUUAGUCAUAUUGAUAUAGUA